AUGGUUCACACAACUCAUACGGUUCCCGGUGUGUCCGCCACACCUGGCCCGAAUCGGGUCAAGACAUGUCAGACCUGUGCUCGAGCAAAGAUCCGAUGCUUCCGAACAUCGGGCUCUUCUAGUUGUGAUCGCUGUCUUCGACUUGACAAAGAAUGCUAUUUCCGAGCAGCUCGGUCGCGCUACAAUCCGGAUAAAAAAGAUACGCGGCUUACUGCCCUUGAAGACAAAGUCAAUCAGCUUUUACAAAACAGCAAUAAUACGUCUGAGCCGUCGCAAAACCCAUAUCACCAUGUCAAAGCAGCAAGCCCAGAAAACAUCGACGACAACAACACGGCACUGGAUGUCAUUGGAAUGGGAAUUAUCAGUCUUGAUAGUUCUAGAGAACUCCUGGAUGUAUUUUGCCAGACGCUAAUGCCUCAGUUUCCUUUUGUUAUCUUGCCGCCACAAACAGCAGUUGAGCAGCUUCGAGAAGAGAAACCUUUCUUACUCCUCUCUAUCCUUAUGGUCUCUUUACACUAUGAUAGGCCUUUGCAGCGAGUCCUGGAGGAAAGGUUUCAUGCUUUCAUUGUGAGCCAAACCAUGCUCGAAAAUUCGAUUCCUCCAGUGGAGGUUCUACAGGGGCUACUGGUUUUUAUGGCAUGGUCUCAGCACCAGCUUCGCCCCCUGCAGGCCUCGAGCUAUCAUCACCUUAUGCUUAGCAUCGUGGUUGAUCGGCGCUUAGAUCGGCCAGUCAUGCUGCGAACCCUUCCACAGCCACUAAGCGUCGGCGGGAAAGUUCAAAAGGACAAAGUGUCUGAGCUCCAUGAUGAAUAUAGGGCUCUCAUCGGAUGCUUUGUCAUUUCAUCAUGCAUUUCAAUUACGAUCGAGAAGACAUGCAUGCUGCCUUGGUCUUCAUUCAUUGAGAAAUCGGCUCUUGAACUAGCCCAGUCCUCGAGAUACCCCAGUGACAAGUAUCUUAUUCAUCUCGUUCAAUUGCAACAUAUAUUUGAGCGAGCUGACGCAGCUAUGUUGAAUAACGCCCAAGAGAUGGAUUUAGAGAGCAGGAAGUCAAAGAUUGAAGACCAUGUUCAGCAAUUCCGACAAGAGAUGGAGAAUUACCGGGACCUGCUCCCAUUUCCAAUGCAAGAAAGCACUCUGAUUUGGUCACUUUUCCAAGCCUUGACUCUGUACCUUUGUCAGGCCAUUCUAUUUGACAAACAUGCCUCGCUUGAUGAGUCUGAUGAUCUCGGGAAGAGGAAAAAGACUUCUUUCUUCCUACGCACUUCGUUCCAGAUUGACACUCUCCGCGUUGGCCUCGCUACAGCCAAAAGCUACUUUGAUUAUUAUCUGAGCUUACCCACCGGUCACCUUCGAAUGAUUAGCUACAUUGAAUGGCUAGAAAACGCAUUCAUUAUGGUUAUGUCAUGCAAGCUCUGUAUUGUUGCGAUGGACAAGAACUUGCGGCAGGAGGCGCGAAUCCGAUCUUUGCGUAAAGCGCUCAAUAUGCAAGAGGUGCUAAAAGGCUAUGUAACACGGUUGACAGCUCUCCACAAUGCUCGAACGAAUGCGCCAGAUACAUCUGAUUUCUAUGUGAAAUGGCUGCAGCGCAUUCAUGACUGGUUUGCGGAACGUCAUGCUCCUGCACACGCGCAAGAGUCAGCAGACGCAGGUCAAAUACUUGAUUCGAUGGCAACCUCUGAUGCCAGGCAUCCGGGAUCAUCGUCAAUGAGCACUUUCGAGCCCUUAAUUGCUCCUUUUCCUGACGUGAGUCUUGGAUAUAGGCAAGAAGGCUCACAGGACUAUAGCCCUGAGUCAUGGCCGGAUUUUCUGCAGGAUGUUUCCGUGGAUGAGAUGCUGAAUGGGUUGAUUGAGAUAUCAGGCAUGUCAUUUUAA
Penicillium riverlandense is the source of this 1872-nucleotide messenger RNA. RefSeq names its product Zn(II)2Cys6 transcription factor. Bases 1 to 1872 code for a protein of 623 amino acids. Gene Ontology annotation, molecular function: zinc ion binding; transcription cis-regulatory region binding; DNA-binding transcription factor activity, RNA polymerase II-specific. The transcript has 6 exons. The record is from RefSeq and is a predicted model, not a curated record. NCBI's taxonomy places the organism in Eukaryota, Fungi, Ascomycota, Eurotiomycetes, Eurotiales, Aspergillaceae. Gene Ontology annotation, cellular component: nucleus. Gene Ontology annotation, biological process: regulation of DNA-templated transcription.